UACUUCCGGAUGUUACAGAGUUGACACAAAGCCAUGGCAGCGGUAGUUCUACUUUUUCUCAUCUCCUUGCUGGAUUCAGCUGAAGGCUCUGAACGUCGAAUUGUGAAAUCUGGAUCAAACCUUUUGCUGGAAGUAAACAAAAAUGGAGUUGGCAAAGAUGACUAUUUUUUUUGGAAAUUUAAUAACAGUGUCAAUCUUGUAAGAUUUAUUCCUGGCGGUGAGCCUAAAAUCAAAUAUAUAGAAAGAACUGAUUUUUUUAAAGACAACUACUCACUGCUAUUAAGAAAUGUGCAACCCAAUGACACUGGAAACUAUGAGGCACAAGCAAAUGGAGACACAGCAAAAACUGUAGCUGAAUACACAGUUAUAGUCCAAGAUCCAGUGUCUCCAGUGAAACUAACAGUGAAGCCCAUUAAGUCCAGCUGCUAUAACUUCACUGUGACGUGUAAAACAGUGGAUUCUCAAAUUAGUGGAACUUUUCAAUGCGACAACAUAUCCUGCCAUUUAUUGGAUCAAACGGACCUGAAAGACUCAUCUCUGAAGGUCCAUGUAGAGGAAAGCUCCAUCAUCUGUAACCAUAGCAACCAAGUGAGCUGGGAAAAGGAUGUAAAGAAUAUUAUAUCUAUCUGUGAAAAACCACCAGUUCUCAACACAGCCACCAUAGUUGGGAUAACAUUUGGAGCAUUACUGCUGGUAUCUAUUAUGUGCUCUGUGCUCAUAAUAAUGUGUAAAAGAAAGAGGAGCGCAAAUACAGUGUAUGAAGUUCCUCAGGAAACUCCACUGCCUAACCCAUAUGCAAAUCCUGCUGAAAUUACUGAAUCUCCUUCUCCAACAUCAACGUAUGCCCUGGUGCAGCUUCAUAGUCGUCCUGUGCAAAGCAAUGUCACCAGUACCUCCACAAACCCGCAGCCUGAAACAAUUUAUGCUCAAGUUGACAGAGCUGCCAAGUUCAACUCAAAACCUGCUGCAGUCAACAGGUGACAAAAAAGAAAAUCAAAAUGGAAAAUGUAUAUAACUGUGUUUUAACUGUGCCAAAAAUGAUCAUGAACUCCCACUGUGAACCAGCUUUUAAAUGUUUUUAUAGAUUUAAUUUUACUUCUAUUUAGUGAUGGAACAGUAAAAUUUGGGAAAUUCUUCAAUUCUUCACAAACUUAACGGUAAAGUUUUUAGAGCUAAGAGAUUUACAGUUAUUAUCAUGACGAAUAUCAGUAAAAUAUAUGGUAUAUUUUGUUGUUAUCAUAUCAAAAUAUUAACUCCAAAAUGUGCUCUCUUGAAAUUUUAGUAUUUUAUUUUUCUGUUUGUGAAAUUCAAAGUGUUGUGAUUUUUGCACAUUUUUGUAUUCUAAACUUGUUGCUGCUAAAGGUUCUGUUUUUUGUUGAGGCGCUAAAAAG
Molecule: messenger RNA, 1391 nt
Organism: Xiphophorus couchianus (Monterrey platyfish)
Lineage: Eukaryota; Metazoa; Chordata; Actinopteri; Cyprinodontiformes; Poeciliidae
Exons: 6
Coding region: 34-981 (315 amino acids)
Cellular component (GO): membrane
Source: RefSeq, a predicted model, not a curated record